AUGCCUCUCCACCAGCGGACUUCUGCUAGCCCAUCUAAGAGGAGCAGCUCCUCUGUUAGGAGCACUGUCUCUGCCAGAAGCACUAACUCUUCUUCCUCCUCCAAAUCAAGGGCAUUGACUGUACAAGACCAUGACUACGAAUAUGAAUUUGAUAUCGAAUCCGAGCUGCGCGACGACCUUCAAAAGGCAAACACAGAACUCAACAAGGCCAAUGCCGAGAACGACAAAUUGAGCGCCCAGAACGACAAGCUCAAGGCCACCAUCGAGCAGCUCACCCGCAAGUUGAACGAGUCCAAGACAUCCCUCGAAGAAACCACCCGCAAGCUCAAUGAGUCUACAAUCUCAUGUCGUGAGCUCAAGGCUCAGAUUGAGGGUGUCCGCUCUGAGGCUGAUGUCCUACGAGAGGACAACCGCCGCCUGAACACAGACUUCGAGGAACUCAAGGGCGAUAAGCGCCGCCUGAACAAUGAGUGCGAGGAACUCAAAGAAGAAAAGGAGGCCCUCAAGGAGGAAAAUGAGCGCGUCAAGUUCGAGCACCAUGACCUUGAGCAGCGCUUCAUCGGUCUCCAGGCUAAGCAUGAGAACCUCACCAUGCGCCACAAUGCUGUAAGCAGCCAAGCUCCCUCGUCUGCCAUGACGAGCCCCAUGUCCAGCCCAAUGCCCAGUCCCCUUCCUGCCCCUCUACAGGAGGGCCGUAAGAACCCCUCCCGUCCUUCCAGCAAGGCCUCCAGCAAGGCCUCUAGCAAGGUUUCUACCAAGUCUUCCAGCAAGCGAGAACCUCGCGAGGAUCGCCACCGUGAGCAGGAGGAUCGUCACCAGUCUGAACGGGAGGAGAGCUCUCGUGAGGAACACACUCGUGAGAGACGUCACCGGGAGGAUCGCGAGCGCCGCGACCGCGACCGGGAGGAUCGAGGACGCCCCCAGCGCAGCGAAAAGCCUAAGGACAAGGAAAGAUUCGAGGCCAAGGAACGCUUGUCGAAGCGGUUUGAUGAGCGCCCUGCCGUGGCACCUCGUCAGACCAGCUUCAUCGAGCCAUGGGGUCCCGGAGGUUGGUCUCCUCGUUAUGAUGCCCCCUCAAGCGACUUUGACGCUUACGGCCAUAUGGCAACAGGACGCAAGGCCGCCAGUGUUGUGUCUAGCGGGGCUUAUUCCAAUGUCCCUCGCACGACCAGCAUUGUCAAUGGUCACUUCAGCAGCGACAGCAGCGCAUACGAUGAUGAGCGGUAUGAGGAUGGUUCUUACCAUGCCUACCCCAUCCCUAACUAA
Fusarium redolens is the source of this 1266-nucleotide messenger RNA. RefSeq lists its product as uncharacterized. The transcript is spliced from 2 exons. Bases 1 to 1266 code for a protein of 421 amino acids. Lineage: Eukaryota; Fungi; Ascomycota; Sordariomycetes; Hypocreales; Nectriaceae. The record is from RefSeq and is a predicted model, not a curated record.